Messenger RNA from Amaranthus tricolor (Joseph's coat), 515 nucleotides. RefSeq names its product transmembrane emp24 domain-containing protein p24delta7-like. Gene Ontology annotation, cellular component: endoplasmic reticulum; COPII-coated ER to Golgi transport vesicle; endoplasmic reticulum-Golgi intermediate compartment. NCBI's taxonomy places the organism in Eukaryota, Viridiplantae, Streptophyta, Magnoliopsida, Caryophyllales, Amaranthaceae. The transcript has 3 exons. The record is from RefSeq and is a predicted model, not a curated record. Bases 48 to 515 code for a protein of 155 amino acids. Gene Ontology annotation, biological process: Golgi organization; intracellular protein transport; endoplasmic reticulum to Golgi vesicle-mediated transport.
CAAAUUUUCUUCUUUCCUCCCCAUGAACCAAAAUUUUCUCAUCUACAAUGACAAAUUUGACAUCUAUAACAACAAAAACUACCAUAAUCUUUCUAAUGUUUAGCCUUAAUUUAUUUGUAAAUAUUGAAUCGUUACGACUCGAGAUCGAAUCUGGAUCUACAAGAUGUAUAUCUGAAGAAAUCAAGCGUAAUGCAAUGACUGUUGGAACAUACAACGUUAUUAGUCCCAUUGAAGAUCAACCUCUACCUCCUAGUCAUCGCAUUGCAGCUCGUGUAACAUCACCAAGAGGAAAUGAUUAUCAUUAUAAAGAUGGAGUGGAAUCUGGAAACUUUUCAUUUACAGCAGGAGAUACUGGAAACUAUAUGACUUGUUUCUGGGCUCCAAAACAUUAUCCUAUAACCAAAAUUUCAAUUGAGUUUGAAUGGAAAACUGGGAUUAAUACAAGGGAUUGGCACAAUAUUGCUCAAAAAGGACAUAUUGAUUUUAAUUCAAAACGACUUAUAUCAACCAUCUAA